Schistosoma curassoni is the source of this 4382-nucleotide messenger RNA. Lineage: Eukaryota; Metazoa; Platyhelminthes; Trematoda; Strigeidida; Schistosomatidae. The record is from the annotation of a GenBank genome assembly.
AAUAUUGUUGAAAUGAAAGAGAGGGAAACUUGAGUAGAACGCCCGAUUCACACGAGCACGCUGCUGUGUACACCUUAACAUAGCGUCAGGCCGCAUAUAAACCUACCGGGGACUGUGGGUUACUCGUGAUGUCCAAUAUAUAUCACCCAUACAGAGUCCUUGGCUUAUGUUCCUCAGAUGUACCUUUUGUUGUAAAAUAUAUUCCAAACUCAAGUGCAUAUUAUGCUGUAGUUCCCACAGGAGAACGGUUUAAUAUAUAUAAACUUCCAAGACUGACGCUUAUUGGGACAAGCGAUCCUCUUGAAUCCCCAAUCAAGUGUUUCACUUCUUGUGGUAACGUUCUAGUUGCUGCUUCUGGAGAAACGAUUUAUAUUUUUCGUAAUUCUCGUUAUCUGCUACAAAGACUUCAGCACCAUACAAAUAUAAUCACCCAUUUGUGCUCUCUAGAGGAUUCGUUUCUGGUUUCAGUUGAUGAAGGCGGUUUUACUCAAGUAUGGAACAGUAAAUCUUGGGAGAUUGUGUCUCACAUAAAAUUCUCGACAAAGGCUUUCUGCGUUACAUCACUGAUUAGUCCCAUUAAUUACAAAAAUAAAAUACUUUUUGGAAGCUAUCAAGGUUCGUUGCAAUUGUGGGACGUCGUAUCUAAAAAGUUAAUCUACUGGUUCAAAGGAUUUGAUUCUGCUGUGACGUGCCUACAGCAAGCCCCAGCGUUUAACGUCUGUGCUAUCGGUCUUGCCGAUGGACGCGUCGUCAUUCACAACCUGAAAUAUGAUGUUACAUUAAUGACCUUUGCUCAAGAUGGUGGGGCGAUUACAUCUAUUGGCUUUAGAAGCGGUUUACAUGGUUUGCAAAGUCCUUCAAACGUUGAUGAAAACAGUAGGAUCACUUUGCUACCUGAUGACAAUAAUGAUGUUUAUUUAAUUACUGGUUGUGAGACAGGAUAUAUCAACUGUUGGAAACUUCAAAACAAUGGAAAAAGUAGAUCAGUUGGCGAAGCUCGCAACUUACAUUGGGGUAGUGUAAUAACUAUAUAUUGCAUUCCUGGAGGUGAUGGUGCCAAUGGAAUAGUAACGUCUGGAACAGACAAUUGUAUAAAGGUUUCUUACUUCGAUCGGUCUGACGGUAGUCCGCGUACAGUAUAUCGUCGAAUAGGCCAUUCUCGACCUCCGAAUCGCAUAUUAUUUUGGCCCGGGUGUUCGGCAGGUGGUGGGCUGUUACUUAGCGCUGGAAAAGAUGGUGUACUUCGUAUAUUUUCAACGUUCAAUGAAAAUAUGAAUAAAAGCCUCGGUUGCGCAUAUGCUCCUGGAGUUCCGGAUCGCCGGAAAACUACUCGUCAACAGAGAUCAUCGUGGUUACUAUCUGACGUGGUCCACAUGGCUGCAUGUUCUACACGUGCUGAGGCGUGGGAUAGCGUGGUUGCAAUCCAUAGCGGGAAACGGCAAGUAACCAGCUGGAAUUUUGCGAAGGCUACUCGAGGCCAACACUGGUUUGAUCCACUAAAAUUUCAUGGGUGCUAUGGGGAAGCAAAUCGGUUGUACAAGAACAUAGUUGCUACGUGUGCGUACUUGACAAGUUGUGGUAACUAUGCUCUCAUUGGUUAUUCAAGUGGAGAUGUCUUCAAGUUUAAUAUGCAGUCUGGUUUGGAGCGCGGUUCAUAUGGCUCACCUACCGCACAUUUGUGCUCUAUUGUCGGACUAGCUGUCAAUAAUGUAAACCGAGUUACCAUAACUGUUGGUGAAAGUGAAAUUCGUUUCUGGUCUUUUCACGAGCACAAGUUACAUGGACAACUUGACUUACCAUCAACCUCUUUGUUGGUCAGAUUUCAUGCUGAUAGUGAUGUUCUAGCUGUCGCUUUGUCGAAUGCGGCUAUCACUUUGGUUGACAUUGUACAUCGAAAGGUUAUUCGAACGUUCAUCAAUUCUGAAGUCCAACCUUGUGUUGAUAUGGACAUUUCAUUUGACGGCCGAUGGUUAGUUUCCGCACAUCACGGAGAUCCCUUGGUAAAAACGUGGGAUAUAGUGGAUAGUAAACUGAUAGACUGCUUUCGUGUAGAAAUUCCUAUCACUUCAAUCGCUUUAUCCAGGGCAAAUGAAUUUCUAUGUACAACUCAUUCAAACUGCCUUGGUAUCUAUCUUUGGGAUAACCGUGCAACUUACAAACAUUUACACCUCCAGCCUUUACCUAUUGAUUUUGUUCCAUCUGAAAAUCAAUCUCCAGUAUCAUUACCAACUAGAAUAUUAAUGACUCGAAAUACAUGUGAUGUAAUUGAGCUUGGUAUGGAUACAGAUGUCAGAAAGUAUAUGGAUUUUGAGUACAUGGAUGACUUGUCAUCUGGCAAGUGUGGAGAACACGUUUAUAUAUCUCCUGAACAAAUUCAUUGCCAUCUUUUAACACUCUCUGGAAUCCCAUCAUCAUUUUUUGCAACAUUACUGAAUUUGGAUUUUAUUCGACAACGUAAUCAUCAAGCUGGGAAACUUUUAAAUAACAGUACUGCUACUCAUGCAGUUGCAGAAAAUCUCAUAAAUCUACCAUUCUUUUUGCCAGUUGUUGAGACCAAUCAAGGCUUACUAUCGGCUGAUGAUGAUUUUGGUAAUAGAUUGUCAACUAAACAACAGUUGAUUAAUAAAACAAGUAAUCGUAAACGACGUGGAUUGUUGGAUAAAAAUUUCGAACACGCUAUUGAACCUAUACAAGGCUUAUCUAUGAGACUUAUUCAAGCGAAAUCAAAUGAUGAAUGUAAGUGUUAUUGGUGCAUUUUUUAAAUUCUUAAACCACUCUUUUUUAAGUAGCCUACUGCUUCCCCCUUUUAAUCAUAUUCUGUAGACUUUUGAAAGCACUGUUGAAUCAAGUUUUUCUGCACAUCUAAAGUAAUAUCUACAGACGUAAAUCAAAAAGCUUAAUGGUAUUCUUCUAUGAGUACCAACAUUCAUGACCGCCUACUGAUUUGUUGAUCGGACAUAUUUGAAGUGUAGCAAUACUAUAUUUUUGUUAAAUCCCCCACAGCAGAAAAUUAUCGCUUUUUUGUCCUUUUAUAAAUUACUAAAGAUGUAACUAAAGUAACUCAUGAUGUCAUUGAAGAAGAACUUGAGGUAACUGCGAGAAAAUUUUUUUUUCUACGAUAUUACUUAGGUCGUACAAUCGUAUCUACAAUUCAUUAACACGUAAGGUGAUCUGCUAAAAAAAAUAGAAGGAUGACUGCACAAUUUUAGGUGCCAUAAGAAACGUAAUAAUCGCUAAGUUAAAGAAAGAGGACCAGAUGAAACUGAAAAAGUGAAAGAAAGGUGAAGAAUGGAUGAAAAACUUGGUAAGAAUAACGUAUAGUUAUAUGCAAAUUGAAGACAUUCAAAGGAAGUAUUAAGGCCACUUUGCCGUCUGUGAAAAUUAGGUGUCAUGACCAUGGAAAAAAAAAUGGUUUUCACGAAUCACUUUUGGCGCAGUGACCUCCGGUUUAAAAAAACAAAUCGAAAACCCUUCUGUAUUAAUUUUUUCUCUACAGCCACACUGUUUGAUUGUAUACAAUUUGAAGGAUGUAUCCGACGGAGCAGUUUGACUGGAGUUAACAUGAUGUCUUAGUAUUGAUCAAUCUAUUGUUUUAAGUACGCUUCUCAAAAACCACCCAGGUUCCGAUUUAAUAGUGCUCGAUUUGUGUGGCCAAUGUGACCUGCUCCAGAACACUGAGUAAACACAACCAUACACUUAUGUAGCCGUAUGCGGGAGUUUAUUUUUCACAAAUCCACAAAAGCUGAAGGAGUUUGUAAAGGUGAAGCAAAGCUAGCUUGCCAGCUUAAAAAGUUGUAAAAAGAUGUAUUUGUGCCUUUUAUUCGUAUAUUAUUUUUUACUCAUUCUAGUCGAUAAGAUUUCUCAUGACUUGAAAUCAGUUGGAACAACUGGACUAGAUUUGGAAAUUCGUCUACUUGUUCCAUCAGCUGAAGAGGAAAUGCCUUGUUUAAAUCCUAAACGAACAAAAGCAUUCUAUGACCAUGUAACCAAUCCUUACUUAAAACUGCAUGGAUUUCUCCGAUAUAUAAUUAAUCGGUUUCAAUCGAAUCGAGAUUUCGAUCUUGCUUGCGCUUGUUUGGAAAUUUUAUUGCAACAGCAUAGUGAUAUUUUAUUCCGACAUUGUCAUAUACAGAACAAUUUGUUUAAUCAAAAACCGGACGAACUAAAUGAAGAGUAUCUACAGAUAGUGAUAAAAGACCAAAUGAAAUAUGAUUCGAUGUCCCCUUAUUUCGUUACAUUAAUUUUAGUUAACCGAGCAAUAAAGACUAAAAGAAAAGCACAAUCGAACUUAACACAUUGUAUUACUCAAUCUUUAUGUUUAGUUGAUUUCAUUCGUAAUCCUAUGACUGCAUUGCAGUUAUAAAUAAUGAUUAACAUAUUGC